CCCAAAAUCGUUUGUUAGUAGAAUAAAAUUUGCAAUGCAAACCUUUCUAUCCGCACCAAAGUUCAACAAAAAAUACGUGUAUUCAAAUCCUGAAAACACAUAUCAACAUUUUGUUAAUGCUUAUGCUUUCUAUAAAAUGGCAUCAACUGGAAUACUAGAUGCAAAUAAAAGCGAGUUAUGUAAAGAGAGAAGAGACCCAAUUCAUGAAAAACCUGUAAAUGCUGAGUAUAUUGAUAAAGAAAGCAAUCUGUGUGAUGAAGUUGAAUUCACAACAUCAGAAAAAACAAAUGAGCCAAGUUUAAAAGAAAAUGAUUCAUCU
Molecule: messenger RNA, 319 nt
Organism: Racocetra persica
Lineage: Eukaryota; Fungi; Glomeromycota; Glomeromycetes; Diversisporales; Gigasporaceae
Source: the annotation of a GenBank genome assembly